CUGUCCAUGGCCACAUUGAACUUCAUCCUCUCCUCAUCCGAAUCAUUGACACUCCUCAGUUUCAGCGGCUUCGGUAUAUUAAACAGUUGGGAGCCGGUUACUAUGUUUUCCCAGGAGCUUCACACAAUCGAUUUGAACAUAGUCUAGGGAUAUCUUGCAGGUUGUCUACUUCGUGAGCUGCAUGAAAAGCAGCCAGAGCUGAAGAUAAGUCCUCGAGAUAUACUCUGUGUUCAGAUUGCUGGGCUUUGUCAUGAUCUUGGUCAUGGUCCAUUUUCUCAUAUGUUUGAUGGAAGAUUUAUUCCACUUGCUCGCCCAGAUGUGAAGUGGACGCAUGAACAAGGCUCAGUUCAGAUGUUUGAGCACUUAAUAAAGUCUAAUGGACUCAAAGAUGUCAUGCAACACUAUGGACUUGUUCCUGAAGAAGAUAUUUGCUUUAUCAAGGAACAGAUUAUAGGACCACCUGAUUCACCAACGGAUUCAUGUUCUUGGCCAUACAAAGGGCGUCCUAAAGAGAAAGGCUUCCUAUAUGAAAUAGUGGCUAAUAAAAGAAAUGGCAUUGAUGUGGACAAAUGGGAUUAUUUUGCUAGGGACUGCCAUCAUCUUGGAAUAAAAAAUAGUUUUGAUUAUCAACGUUUUAUUAGGUUUGCCCGUGUCUGUGAAGUAGAGGAUGGAAAGCAUAUUUGUACAAGAGAAAAGGAGGUUGGGAAUCUUUAUGAUAUGUUCCACACACGCAACAUCUUGCAUCGUAGAGCUUAUCAGCAUAAAGUCAGUAACAUCAUUGAUAGAAUGAUUACAGAUGCUUUGCUCAAAGCAGACUCCUUCAUAAAGAUUACAGGCACUGAAGGAAAAACGUACCACAUUUCUACAGCAAUUGAUGACAUGGAAGCCUUCACAAAAUUAACAGAUAAUGUUUAUCAACAGAUUCUGUACUCUAAUGAUCCCAAUUUGGAGGCAGCACAAAAGAUUUUAAAAAAAAUUGAAUGCCGUGAACUGUACAAGUAUGUGGGUGAGACUCAGCCAAUGAAACAAAUAAGGAUUCAAAAGGAAGAAUUUAAUCACCUUCCAAAAGAGGUUGCCGAUGCUAAACCUGAGGGAGUAUUUCCAGAAGCUGAACAGGAACCUGAACUGAAAGAUGAAGAUUUCAUAGUGGAUGUUAUCAGCAUGGAUUAUGGAAUGCAAGACAGGAAUCCAAUUGAUCUUGUUGACUUCUAUUGUAAGAGUGACAUCAAUAAAGCAAUCAAGAUUUCGAGAAAUCAGGUCUCACAGCUUUUACCAGAGAGAUUUGCAGAACAGCUGAUUCGAGUAUACUGCAAAAAGAUGGAUGAAAAAAGUUUACAUAAAGCACGGCAACAUUUUGUUCAGUGGUGCUUAUUGAGAAAUUUCACUAAACCACAGGAUGGCGAUGUGGUUGCCCCCCUUAUAACACCUCGAAAACAGGAGUGGAAUUUCACGGGUUUACCCCAUAGUCCUGCUGGAAUCCGGGGAACGUCUGUCAGAACACGGCUGCAUUUCUAAUGAGUGGUAUGGAUGUCUGCAAUCAGUGUUUACAGAAACGCUCUUGCUUCUUCCAACACAACUGAUUGCUUUAGGAAUUUGGUUGCAGUUUCACAAAUUUAGUGACAACUAGUACUUUCAUUCUGUAUUUUGAAUGCUGAAGCUAAGAAAUUUUUAUUCAAGGAAAAAGACAUUAGGCAGUAUUCUUUACAUUAUUUUGCUAAUUUUUAAUACUAACGGAAGCCUUUCUCUUUUAGUAUUCUAUUUUCUUA
This is a messenger RNA of Sorex fumeus (smoky shrew), 1766 nucleotides long. RefSeq names its product SAM and HD domain containing deoxynucleoside triphosphate triphosphohydrolase 1 (gene SAMHD1). Gene Ontology annotation, cellular component: nucleus. NCBI's taxonomy places the organism in Eukaryota, Metazoa, Chordata, Mammalia, Eulipotyphla, Soricidae. The record is from RefSeq and is a predicted model, not a curated record. The coding region runs from base 280 to 1515 and encodes 411 amino acids. The transcript has 13 exons. Gene Ontology annotation, biological process: dGTP catabolic process; defense response to virus; regulation of innate immune response. Gene Ontology annotation, molecular function: dGTPase activity.